AUGGUCAAUGCAUUUAUACGCUUCGGACUGAUACCGGGAUUCGUCCUUCGAUUGGGCCUGAUAUGCUACUCGGUUUAUCAUGAUAGUCGCUCGUCUUUAAAAUAUACUGAUAUUGAUUAUCAGGUCUUCUCGGAUGCCGCCCGAGCGCUGCUUUCAGGAGGAUCGCCAUACGAUCGAGCAACCUACCGCUACACGCCUCUUCUGGCACUCAUCCUGACUCCCAACGAGUUCAUCCAUCCAUGCUGGGGGAAAGCUCUAUUCGGGAUCGCCGACCUGCUCAUCGGGACCAUGCUCUACCGACUCUGUCCCAGCCGCAAUACCGCAUCGUCUCACGGAAGACUCGUCUGUUUAAUCUGGCUGUUGAACCCUUUUGUCAUGAACAUUUCGACCCGGGGGUCUAGUGAGUCGUUGCUCGGAGUCGUCAUCAUCGGGUUCCUGUACUCGGCCGAAAGGAAGAAAUGGGACGCGGCCGCUAUCCUGCUCGGAGUGGCCGUACAUCUGAAGAUUUACCCGUUCAUCUACGCUACCGCUGUGUGGGCUCGACUCGGUGAACACGCCCAUUCGAGAUUCGGCUGGCUUUCAAUCAACCGCUCGCAAUUCCGCUUCGGGGCGAUCAGCUUGACUGCGUUUUCGCUACUAAACUUGCUGAUGUAUAUCAUCUGGGGGCACGAGUUCCUUGACUCCAGCUACCUCUAUCAUCUACGCCGACUGGACCAUCGCCAUAACUUCUCGCCCUACUUCUAUCCGAUCUAUUUGCGGUUCACCUCUGCCCUGUCGGAGCGCUCCACUCUGGUCAAGGUCCUUCAACAUCCGCUGGUCAGCUUCAUCCCCCAGAUGAGCCUCAGUCUGGCCCUCGGCUUCCACUAUGGCGACCAAAAUUUACCAUUUGCUUGCUUCAUCCAAACCUACGUCUUUGUCAUUUUCAACAAAGUCGUCACUUCCCAGUAUUUCAUGUGGUACCUGUGGUUCAUCCCACUCUUAGUGACGAAAAUUAAACUAACAGCAUCCGAAUCGAUUGCGGUGGCAGUAAUCUGGGUUUCAACUCAAGCAAUCUGGCUAUCUCAAGCCUACCGAUUGGAGUUCUUGGGCGAGCCCCAAUUCAGAGCCGUCUGGCUGAGCAGUAUCGGUUUCUUGAUUGGACACAGUUGGAUCGUUGGCAUGUUGAUCAUCGGCUUCUCAAGGUCUUCUUCGAUCACCUCAAGUAGCCUUAGCGCCAAGCUCAAGAAAGCGUGA
This is a messenger RNA of Puccinia triticina, 1233 nucleotides long. RefSeq lists its product as uncharacterized. The record is from RefSeq and is a predicted model, not a curated record. The transcript is spliced from 4 exons. The coding region runs from base 1 to 1233 and encodes 410 amino acids. Gene Ontology annotation, cellular component: membrane; glycosylphosphatidylinositol-mannosyltransferase I complex. Gene Ontology annotation, molecular function: alpha-1,4-mannosyltransferase activity; GPI mannosyltransferase activity. Lineage: Eukaryota; Fungi; Basidiomycota; Pucciniomycetes; Pucciniales; Pucciniaceae. Gene Ontology annotation, biological process: GPI anchor biosynthetic process.